AUGUCUGACCACCAGCAGCAAUGCAAGCAGCCCUGCCAACCUCCUCCUGUGUGCCCACCCACAAAGUGCCCAGAGCCUUGUCCUCCUCCAAAGUGCCCUGAGCCUUGUCCUCCUCCAAAGUGCCCAGAGCCUUGUCCUGAGCCAUGUCCUCCUCCCUCAUGCCAGCAGAAAUGCCCUCCUGUGCAACCUCCUCCACCCUGCCAGCAGAAGUGCCCACCCAAGAGCAAGUGA
Mus pahari (shrew mouse) is the source of this 231-nucleotide messenger RNA. RefSeq names its product small proline-rich protein 2I. NCBI's taxonomy places the organism in Eukaryota, Metazoa, Chordata, Mammalia, Rodentia, Muridae. The record is from RefSeq and is a predicted model, not a curated record. The transcript has a single exon. The coding region runs from base 1 to 231 and encodes 76 amino acids. Gene Ontology annotation, cellular component: cornified envelope.